Papilio xuthus (Asian swallowtail) is the source of this 3228-nucleotide messenger RNA. RefSeq names its product dnaJ homolog member 17 (gene DnaJ-17). The transcript has 13 exons. Bases 83 to 1810 code for a protein of 575 amino acids. Gene Ontology annotation, biological process: cristae formation. Lineage: Eukaryota; Metazoa; Arthropoda; Insecta; Lepidoptera; Papilionidae. The record is from RefSeq and is a predicted model, not a curated record.
UGAUUGUAAAAUAAAUGUGACAACGGCGGUCUCACACACUGAUAGAAAUAUAAUAAAUUAAAUUUUUAGAAAAGUAUUUACAAUGGAUGAAGAAGGGGAAAGUAUUUUGCUCGAAGAUAAUUAUUAUCAAUUAUUAAAUGUGUCAAAAACGGCAUCAACAGAAGAAAUCAACAGUGCCUACCGCCGUUUCUCACGCAUGUUUCAUCCUGACAAACAUAGUACUGACAGCAAGAAACAAAAAUGGGCUGAACAGAUAUUUAACAAAGUAAAAGAAGCUUAUGAAGUACUGUCUGAUUCUCACAAGAGAGCUAUUUAUGAUACCCUAGGAAAACGUGGCUUAGAAGUGGAUGGUUGGGAGAUUAUAUUUAGAACUCGAACACCAAAGGAAAUUAGAGAUGAAUAUGAAAGGCUGAAGCGAGAGAGAGAGGAACGGCGGUUACAGCAAACUGCCAACCCACGUGGCACUAUCACUUUGUCUAUAAAUGCAACAGAUAUGUUCACAAAAUAUUAUGAUCAAUAUGAAAUUCUGGAUGAUACAGCAUUAAUUCCUAAUAUAGAAGUUUCCGGAAUGACGAUUCAGCAAUCCAUUGAUGCGCCAGUUACUCUAAGGAAUACCAUGACUUUAUCUGGAAAUAUUUCUACACAAAAUGGAAAUGGUACAGGAUCAGUGAAUGUAUCAAAUCGUCACUUGAGUUCUGAAAAGGGGUGGACUGAAGUAGAAUGUGGUAUUGGUAAUGGACCACUACUCGGGUUUAAGGUGUUUAGGACAUUAUCCCGAGUGAUGUUCCUAAACUGUGGCACUGUACUGCAAUUUACUCCAAGAGGGAUAGUUCCGAGUUUUGUGUCGACCAUGGCAUUGCAGUUAGAUGCACAUUCAGUUGGUUACCUCACAUAUCGUGCAGGCGGUCAAAGUGGUUCAUCAAUGACAUCCAUGUAUGUCCGAGACUCAGAGAAAUAUCACACAAACACUGCCCUACAGAUUGGGAAUCCACACUCGUUCAUUUCUUUCAAUGUUAUGAGAAAACUGCCACAGUAUGAUAUGAAAUUAAGAUUGGCUCUCAAAUUUGGUACAUUUGGAGCAAUAGCUGAAUACGGUGCUGAAAAGAAAGUAUCACAGAAUAGUAGUGUUUCUGCUGCGGUAAUGGUUGGAGUGCCCACUGGAGUUGUACUCAAACUUAAAUGGAGCUGUUCGUCACAAACAAUUGUAGUGCCAAUGCAUCUUUGCGAUGAAGUGAUGCCAUCACCUGUGUUUUAUGCCACUGUUGUCCCAUUGGUCUCAUGGCUGGUCUUAAAGAAAAUGGUCUUGGAUCCUAUCGCUAAAGAGCGUCAAGAAAGAGAAAGGCAAAGAUCUAUGGAAGCGAAUUUCGAAAGGUUACAAGAAAUGCAGCAACAAGCUCGUGCUACUGUAGAACUGAUGAGAGAAACCUAUUCGAGAAUCAGGAAUGAUGAGGAGAAAAAGAAAGGCUUGGUUAUAUUGCAAGCUUUGUAUGGAAAAUUACCUGCAGGUGCAGAUAGCCAUGAUGUGGCACCAGAUGAAGCAGGUGACGGUGUUCAACCAGAAUCACCACACGGAUAUUCCGAAGUGAUUGAAGUUACCAUACCUCUGCAGUGCCUUGUUAAGGAUUCCAGGCUCGAGUUACUAGAAGCUAGCAAGUCGGAGUUACCAGGAUUCUAUGAUCCAUGUGUUGGGGAUGAUAAGCAUCUUACGGUCAAAUACUCUUACCAUAAUAAUCUUUACAUUUGCACCAUUACUGAUCAACAAGCCGUCGUAUUGCCGCGCAAUAGUCAUCGAAUAAAAAAUAGAUCCUGAAAAUUAAAGUCGAGGUGCAAACGCUAGCACCCACAGCAAAUGAAUGCAGCUUCUUCAAAAUUAUUAUUAUUUAUUUUAACAUCUUGUUGCUGGAAUCCAGUAUUUGUUUUGUGAAGUGCGUGAAAAACUCGUUUUGCAAUAUUUAAUGAAAGAUAUAUUUAUUUUUGAAUUGAUAUGAUAAAUGUUAUAUUAUUGUCUACGAACAUAGCAUUAUAUAUAGUACAUUGUUAUUUUUGUACUAUAUUUUGUUGCCAUGGUAACCUAUAUGAUGUUUAAGAAGUGCCUUUACGUUCGCAUGUCAGCCAUGUUGAAAAAAAAACAAGAUAUAAGUGGACCAAUUUAAUAGGUCAUUUGACAUUUUAAUGAAGUUCCAAAAUGUAACCUUGAAACGACGGACUUAAAAUAUUUUUUUUUGAAGAUAACAGUACAAAACUGGUUAACUUAAAUAAUGCCAAUCGAACGUCGUUACAAUGUUGCUUCAGUGAGAAUUUUAUCUUUUUAAACACUAAAUAUUACAAAAUCGAACGAAAAACAUCGAUUUUUGCUAAGUGUAUUCGAUUUACAAAUGUUUACAAGUUAAUAUCGAUUAAUUCAUUUUAAUCGAUGUUUUUAAGCAAUUUAAUCUAUGAUGAAUCUUAAAUAGAUAAAUGUCAAAUAUGACCUAUUUUAUUAGCCCACUUAUAGUACCGAAUAUCGCUAUGAAUUCGUAAAUUUUACGUACCUGUAUUUACAAAAGGUGCUCAUUCCAAGAUGUAAGUACCAAUGGCUUAAAAACAUCUUAUUUUUCUAAGGCUAUUAUACGGGCAAUAAUAAUAUAAGUCCAGCAAUAAUAUAGAAACAAGCAUAUAGAGAAUAAUGAAGUUCAAUAUUUUAUAUUUAAUGCUUUUUGAAAUAUUUAAAUAAAUUGUUAAUAAAGUUUUCUUCUAUUAUAUAUGUAGUUAAUAUUGGCACAAUUAAUUACUUAAAUUAUAGCAAUAAGUCAAUUUAAAUAAAUUAUAAUAAUUUUGAUGAACACCAAAACUAUUUAUUGAUACGUCUGAGUAAAUGAAUUCAAAGUGUAAUUGUAGCGUAAAUGCAUUUGAGUUUUUCUUGUAUUAAGUAUGGUAUUCUAUAUCGUUUGAUGUCAAAUUUAAAACAUAUUUAGGUGCUUGGGGGCAUUUUAGAUUAGCCACAUUCACAAUUGUAUAAAAUACUCAAAAAGUUUAAUGAUUUUUUGAGUGUUUGUAACAAAUUUUAUCAUGGAACGAUAGUUUAAACUGUAGUUAACUGUGAAUAUAGUUUAAACUGUCGAUUGGAAAGUCUUAUAUUAGGCAGAAAUUUUCCAAAAGAUGGUAUGAGUGCAUACUAUAUAUAUUUUCAUUAUUAUUAUAAAAAAACAAAUGUAAGAGGUGAGUAUUUAGUAAACAAAGAUAUUUUAA